Messenger RNA from Symbiodinium sp. CCMP2456, 666 nucleotides. Lineage: Eukaryota; Dinophyceae; Suessiales; Symbiodiniaceae. The record is from the annotation of a GenBank genome assembly.
AUGUCCCAUGCAGCGAUUCCUCUUACCGAUGAUUUUCUCCAUGCCUUGUCUUGCCUUGAUGUGAGAGACCUUUGCGCCAACGCAGCUGUGUCAAUCUCCUGGAAUGCGUUGGCCUGCCAUGACAUGCUAUGGCUUGAGCUUUGCAGGCGCCUGUGGUCUACCAAAGCCGGCUGUUUCCAUCUGACGCCUGCCCGCCUCAUGAAGCUUCAGUCCAAAGGGCACAGCUGGAAGGAACAGUACAAAAAACAUCUGGAGGACGGUUCGAGAAACUGCCUCACCAUGCAAGAGCUUACUACUUUGGUGUGGGAUUUCACUUUCCGACUUCAUCCUCAAGCGCGAGCCUCAACGUCCUUCCGUUUUGACAUGUCGGGACACGUUUGUGGUCACCCAAAUGGCUUAACCUACUCGUGGCGGCUGAGCGAUGACGGCCGGCGAGUGGAGCUGGGGCAAUUCCCACAAGCACGAGUCAUUCGGCGUGCAGACUGGGGUUGGGCAAUCGCAAACAGCAACAUUGUCUGCUGCUCACUGGAAGACGAGGAUUUGACUGGUGAAGGCAGUGAGGGUGCCUCGGUGCUUCAUCCGGAGCUUUUCGGUUUGGACCAACUUGGCCCCUCUUUGCAGCUCGUGCACAUGCUCAUGCGUCUCCAAAGACCACCAGUGGGAUAG